UCUUGUUCCUGUCAUCUUACUGCUUGUGACACCUGAAGCAACUACUUCAUGGUGGUAUAUGGGAGCUGUUGGAUCCUCUUCAACUUCUUCCCGAGUAAUGUGCAAUAAUGUUCCAGGUUUGGUGACCCGCCAGAGGCAGCUUUGUCAACGUUAUCCUGAAAUUAUGCAUGUGAUUGGUUUGGGAGUGCACGAGUGGACAUCAGAAUGUCAGCAUCAAUUUCGACAUCACCGAUGGAACUGCAACACACACGAAAGAGACCAGAGCUUAUUUGGAAAACUCAUUUUACGCAGUAGUCGAGAAUCGGCUUUUGUUUAUGCCAUCUCUUCUGCUGGAGUUGUUUUUGCUAUUACUAGGGCAUGCAGUCAAGGAGAGUUGAAGUCCUGCUCAUGUGAUCCCAAUAAAAAAGGUUAUUUUAAAGAUAUCAGAGGCAGCUUUGACUGGGGUGGCUGCAGUGAUAACAUAGACUAUGGUAUCAAGUUUGCUAGAGCAUUUGUAGAUGCGAAAGAAAGAAAAGGAAAAGAUGCCAGAGCUUUGAUGAACCUUCAUAACAACAGAGCUGGAAGAAAGGCUGUUAAGAGGUUCAUGACACAAGAAUGCAAAUGCCAUGGAGUAAGUGGCUCAUGUACUUUAAGGACAUGCUGGCUAACUAUGGGGGAUUUUCGAAAAUCGGGAGACUUCCUUCGUAAAAAAUAUAAUGGGGCUAUACAAGUUGUUAUGAAUCAAGAUGGAACAGGCUUUACUGUGGCAAAUAAAAGAUUUAAGAAGCCUACUACCAAUGAUCUAGUGUACUUUGAGAAUUCACCUGACUACUGUAUCAGAGACAGGGAUGCUGGUUCAUUUGGAACAGCCGGCAGAAUAUGCAACCAGUCAUCCCGUGGCAUGGAUAGCUGUGAGGUCAUGUGCUGUGGAAGAGGAUACGAUACCGCCCGGGUUACUAAAAUGGUAAAGUGUGAAUGUAAAUUUCACUGGUGCUGUGCUGUGCGCUGUAAAGACUGCCUUGAGACUGUGGACGUGUACACAUGUAAAGCUGCCAGAGAUGCAGUCUGGAGGGAGAAAAUGUAGACACCCUGGCCACUAUUCUACCUGCUCUGAAGGGCGCAUAUGCUGUAAAUGACUGUGGAUUGA
Nanorana parkeri is the source of this 1126-nucleotide messenger RNA. It is a transcript of the gene WNT2, whose product is annotated as Wnt family member 2. The transcript has 5 exons. Gene Ontology annotation, molecular function: cytokine activity; frizzled binding. Lineage: Eukaryota; Metazoa; Chordata; Amphibia; Anura; Dicroglossidae. The record is from RefSeq and is a predicted model, not a curated record. Bases 59 to 1063 code for a protein of 334 amino acids. Gene Ontology annotation, cellular component: extracellular region. Gene Ontology annotation, biological process: cell fate commitment; multicellular organism development; canonical Wnt signaling pathway.